Molecule: messenger RNA, 861 nt
Organism: Aspergillus neoniger CBS 115656
Lineage: Eukaryota; Fungi; Ascomycota; Eurotiomycetes; Eurotiales; Aspergillaceae
Exons: 2
Coding region: 1-861 (286 amino acids)
Source: RefSeq, a predicted model, not a curated record
AUGGCUACUAUGCGCACCCUUCCCCACAGCGAGGCUAGUUGGAAUGAAUGGGCUGCUGUGUGCAAGGUCUCAAAACCGAGUAUCCAUGACUCUACGCUCACAUCUGGAUCUACAAUUCGCCAUGAGCAAUUCCUGUUAUUACAAGUUCUUUGGAGGCCUCCCUCCACUGCACCUCUGAACCUGAAGGUGUUUGGCCUAGAGCAGUGGAAACAGAAGGCUGAUAAGCUUCUGUCAACCUUCCAGUCCUGGGCUAGGUACCGCCAAAGCUUCACCACUGGCUCCAUCCUCGAGGGAACUUUUGCUUUAGCCAAACAGUACCAGUCUGAAGCUGCAGGAGCCCUUGAGAAAAAUUUCCGAUCUGAUAUGGCCUUCACCCCUAUCGCCCAUCGCACACGCAGCAAUGUGAGCAGAUUAGAGCGCAAGAUGAGAGAUGCACAGCUUCAGACCCCAACCAAAUCAACGGGAAUAUUGCCAAAAACACCGGAAGAAAAUGACAUUGCCGAGAAUAGACCAGCUGAGAUAACGAAUACGAUGUAUCCACAAACGAAAGACGAGCAAAUUGUGAACACCGCCCUUGUGGACUUUUUGAAUGCUCUGACCGUGCAUUUUCCUGAGGCCAGUGGCUGGACCUUGCACCGCAAGUCCUUCAAGGCAGAGUUCACUAAUGGAUCGUAUGAGGCACGAACGGAUGGCUAUCUAAAGGGGGGCUCUGGUGGAAGAGCACGGGCAUUGAUCGAAGUAAAGCCAAUGUUGAGAGAAAAGAAGCGGAUCCCCAUUUGUAUGCAAGAGGCUGCUCAGAUGGUCGCUUGGAUCAAAUCAGACCCUGAUCCUACUGGUGUCCUGAAUUUGCCGGGUCGGUAA